Molecule: messenger RNA, 8220 nt
Organism: Micropterus salmoides (largemouth bass)
Lineage: Eukaryota; Metazoa; Chordata; Actinopteri; Centrarchiformes; Centrarchidae
Gene: mchr2b
Product: melanin-concentrating hormone receptor 2
Exons: 2
Coding region: 288-1331 (347 amino acids)
Biological process (GO): neuropeptide signaling pathway
Cellular component (GO): neuron projection; membrane
Molecular function (GO): neuropeptide binding; G protein-coupled receptor activity
Source: RefSeq, a predicted model, not a curated record
UGCACACGGUCAAUGGUCAUAUCUUAGUUUGCUUCCCGAGAUCAACAUGUUCCAGGGACUGACAUUGUUUAUAUAGUCAGACUUGGUGAUAUUCUAAGUUUUCCUGUUUUAAAUAAUAUAAUUUUUGAUAAGGAAUCCACGCAGGGACGAACUCAAAGAAAGGCUACGCGCUCUUGGAGAGUGCGCGAGUUUUCUGCCCAAGUUUGGAGACCGGACGCCUGCUGGAGAGCGCUUGGCGCGCGUUGUGAUUACAGCCACACAGAGGUGAUUAUUUUAAGGAUCUAAAGAUGAAUGACACGGACAUUUUUUGCAAAAACAACCAAACAGGCAACUUGACUGACCCGUCAUGUCUGAAGCCAACCCCCUCAACUUACAGCCACAUCGACAUCACCACUUUCAUGCACAUAUUCCCUUCAAUUUAUGGCAUCCUGUGUUCAGUUGGAGUUAUAGCCAAUGGACUGGUCAUCUACGCGGUGAAAGCGUGCAAGAAGAAAAUGGUAUCAGAUAUCUACGUGCUGAACUUGGCAAUAGCCGACAUGCUGUUCUUGCUUGUGAUGCCCUUCAACAUUCACCAGCUGGUGAGAGACAGACAGUGGGUGUUCGGAAACUUUAUGUGUAAAGCGGUUGUGGUGGUGGAUGUCAGCAACCAGUUUACCACAGUGGGAAUUGUUACAGUGUUGUGCAUUGAUCGGUACAUAGCUAUUGUCCACCCCACCUCAGAGAAGAGGACCAUCCAGUGGACCAUCAUCAUCAACCUGCUGGUUUGGCUGGGCAGCUUGCUCCUCACCGUCCCGGUCAUGAUGUAUGCCAAGGUUGUGCGCAGACAGCAUUUGGAGGUGUGCAUGAUGUACCUGGAUGGGCCCGAGGACAUGUACUGGUACACUCUUUACCAGUCUAUCCUGGGCUUUAUCAUCCCUCUCAUCAUCAUUAGCACCUUCUACUCACUCACCCUCUACCACGUCUUCAGCUCCAUCCGUCGUGUCAAACGUAAGCAGUCUGUUUGGGCUAAAAGAGCCACCAAGAUGGUGCUCAUGGUCAUCGCCCUGUUCCUGAUCUGCUGGUCACCCUACCACGUCAUUCAGGUGAUCAACCUGAGCAACAACACCCCGACUAUUGCCUUCAUCUAUGCCUACAACAUCAGUAUCUGCCUCAGCUACUCCCACAGCUGCAUCAACCCACUCAUGUUGCUCAUCUUCGCCCAGAAUUACCGCGAGCGUCUUUGCUACAGAAACGUGCUGCACAGCACUCAGCACUCAUCCAAGAUCACGGUGGUCAAAACGGACGGUUCAAGUACGACCAAUGAUCCCAACUACCGCUGUACUGUCAUUUAAUCACAAAGAUGUUUUGAAUUGCGACCAUACACACAAAACUGAGUAUGAAGCUUGAGCAGCGAUAUCAAACAUGACUAAAACUCAUUCACAUACUCACUCACUCACUCACAUAAUCAUGCCAAAAAAAAAUAUAUAUAUUACAUAUUACUCAGUGUUAUUCAUGGUAAUAUUGUUAUUAUUGUUAUGUUAUCCCGACCCUUUGGCGGCCACUGGUUUCGCCCUGGGAGGCUGACAUUUGGCAUGAAGGUGUGUGUUUGACUGUGUGUAUUUGUGUUCAUGCCAAUUCGCUAAAAGGGGGGAGUGGUAAUGGGAGUGGCCUAUUGCAAAAAGGCACACAAAGCUCUGCCCACCCCAUAGCAACCACAACUUUCUGUGUAUGAGGCUUAAUUUUGCAAUGGAGGUCAAGUGUUUGAGAGGUUGUGUGUGUGAAUGCAUGAAGGUGCGGAUGCAUGCGUGUACAUGGUGGCAGCUGUUGCGAAUUCAUGCUUGUUUUGUAUUUAUUUCCAAUUUAUUUUUGUCCUCCUACAACUUGGGAAUGUUUGUGGCAUCUGCUGGUGAGAUAUCAAAGUUUAUUGUUUAUUUUUUAAAUAAUCACUUCAAAUCAAAUAAUAUGCCAAAUCAUCAUUGUGACAGUGUAUUUUAAUGUUGGUUUCACUGACAAGUUAUAUUCACUUUUUUUUAUAAACUUCCUGUAAACAACUUUUGGAACUAGUUUUGUUUUACUCUCCAUGUCAACAUGCACACAUUUGGUGAGGUUUGCUGAUGCUAAUAUGCAUCUGUAGUGAAUAAUACUACUAAUGAGUUUCUCAAGUGUUUCAAAAACUAUAUCACAGAAAGUGCACCAUUGAUGAAUUUCAGCAAUGAGUAGCCAGUAACUUAUGUACCAUUAAGGAAUGUUAGCAACAGCAGGAGUUUUUGAGCAAGCCCUGGCUUCAUCCUUCUUAGUUUCUAUAGUCAAUACAUAGAAAGUAAAAUAACCUUUACUUUUCCUUUACCUGCUAUUUUUUUCUGUCAACAUCUAGAUUAGAAUGUAUUGUUAAUGCUGUGAAAUCAGUAAGGACAAUACAGAAAGACGAUCAAACAUUUGAUGGCUGCAAUUUGGCCAUCUCCUACAGAAGUUGUGGAUAAAAGAAGUUACAGACUUUUCUUAUUAAGAAGACUUAUUAAGCAGCCACAUUUAACUGCAAAAAGGGGUUAAUAAAGAGAGUGAACAACAAUACUGAAUACUGUCUUCAUUACCGGGAUGUUUUUUCCGAUGUAUUAACUGAACAACAGAGAAAAAUAUUCACCUAUAGAAAACCCUUUGUACAUGAUUUUAAGCGAUAUAUACACACACAUGUUGAGGGCUUUAUAUCUCUGAUUGAUCAUAUGUAGUUUACAACAGCUGGUUUAUUUUACAAACAGCGGUAGGUCCGCAGCAGUUUCUGUAAGUGCCACUGUUAGCUACCACUGCUAGUGUUCUGCUGAUCACGGUCUGGAAAUAAGAAAAAUAAUGUGACCCCCUAAUGUGAUCAUGCUUUGAACUCUGAGAAGUAAUAGCAUUUCAAUUAUGUAAGCACAGAAGUGUUACACUUCAUUUUUAUAAAAGAUAUCAACCAGUUUUUCUUUCCUCAGCAUUGCAACAUAACUGUAAUAUAAGUCAAAUGGUGUUAUCUGUACAUAUUUGAUUGACUUUGACUUGAAUUUGACCCCCUGGUGUCAUCAUCUUUGCAUUUGAAAGAUUUAUUUUAGAAUUAUAUUGUAGUAUAACUGUACAGAUCCUUUGCUUAAAUAACUUAAGGAAAACCUUGCAAAUUAAUGUAAAACUCACCUCAUGGAAAUGCUACUAAUAGCAACUGUAACACAACAAUGUUAAGAUUCAUAAACUAUAAACUGCUGUAUCUCACUAACAGAUGCCAAAAACAGUAACAGUUGCCAUGGCAUCUCCUCUGCAGCGAUGGCAGUUGCCACAAACAGCGGCAGGCCCUGACAGCUUGCACUAUUUGAACCAGCCCCUGCUGUGUGCACAGCCAAACACUCACACACAUACACAUGUCUUCUCUACACCUACUUAUUUUUUCAUUUGUUAACUCAUCCCAAUUUCUCCUGUCCUCAUUUAUUGACAAAAUUGUCUGUUGUUGCUAACCUGAACAUUUAUUGAAUGAUUUAUUUCCUCUCCCCAGUCCCAACUGUGGUUAAUGAACAAGUGCUGGUGGUGAUGCAGCACCUCUGGCUCCGCCGUGGCUUCAGCAGGGGGGUUGUGGUCACCUGAUGGCAGGGACUGGGUCCACUAGAUUAAAAAUACACUUAUAUUAUACUUAUACUUAUAUACUUAUACUUAUACAAAUAUUUCCCUGUCCCGACUGAGCUGGCUCACUCCUGUGGGUUUGGUAUAUUACAUACAUACAUAUAUACAAAAGUAUCUGCAACAGACCAGCACCUCCCAAGGGUCUGGGUAUGUCCCUAAACAGAUAACCAUGUAUAAUUGUGUAACUAGCAGUCCCAACCCAGCUGACAGCUUCCUGAGUCCAAGUACCCCGGUGGUGCCAUAGGUGAUGCCCAGAGGCGCCAAUUUCAGUGUUGCUAUCACACUUCUGUAGUUUAGUUUAGAUUACAUUUCUGUUUUCUCUUUUUUUCUAUUUGUCUUAUACACACACACACACACACACACACACACACACACACACACACACACACACACACACACGUGCCCUGCAUAACCAUUCUUAGCAAAGGUAACUGGAUUGCAUAUAUCAUCAUAUCUAUUAUUAUAUUUUGUAAACCUUUUUCCUCUGUAUGUAUUUUAUAUCUCUAUUCCUGUCUGUGUUUAUGUAUUGUCCCUUUGCAACAACAAAACAAAAAAAUAACAAAAGGUUUUCAACAGAAAAUCUAAGGAAGAAGAAAUUACUUCUACUGCUCAGAGGAAGGUGAGCAGGCUAAAAAGGAAAGCAACUGUCUCUGAGCCAAAAUUGGAGGGAAUAUCAGCACUGACUUUCAGAGAUGCACGGAUGAGAAUAGACUCAGAUGUGGCUCUUUUUUCUUUUGGACUGGGAGCUUUGGUUAAACCUUUAUCAACCGCAGGCUACGUCCCAGAGUCUUACUGGUCAGUGACAACACUGAAGUGAGAUCUGUCACUGGCAAACAUGAGCAUGUUCAAGUGUGAAAUGUUAAGAUACUAUUAUUACCCAGCUUGAUGCUGAUGGAACAUUUAGCUCCACACAUUGUGACUUCUGCAAUCACAAUACUUUCUAAUAAGGAACACUUAAGGGCUUAUAAGUUGUUACCAAUGUCUUUAUUAAUGGUUUAUUAAUAAUAUCCCAAUGCUUUAAAGAUCAGUUAUAAACCAUUAAUAGAGCCACAGUUGUAAAAAAAAAAAAAAAAAAAAAAAAAUCUAAUUAGCUGUUUUUUAAAAUCCUUUCUAUGAUGUAAUAAUGCAGUUAUAAAUAUUGGUAAUCCAUUAAUAAAUUAUCAAGGGUUUAUCACUUUGUAAUCAGCCUGCAGUUAUUAAUGAUAAUAAAUUGUAUAAAAAUAGAUCUGCCAAACCAGUCAGAGGUAGUUCACAACCUGGCAACCCAAAAUGUUUCUUAUUAAUGGCUCAAAAUAAAAUCGUAAAUGAUUUAUUAACCAUUAAGAAAGCCAUUAGUAACGAGUAAACCCUUUUAUCCCAAUAAUCAAAUAAGUCAUUGUUUGGUAGAAGAAAGAACUAGAAACGCAUGUGGUAAUUUGAUGGCUGUUAAACAUUAGAGAAACACUUCACAGCUGAUCCAAACAACAACAUGUCGGAUACGUGACUUGAAAGUCCCAUGUCAGCUCACCCCGCAAGUCAAAAGUUCAUUACUAACAUAACUACAUGCUGCCGACUCCUGUCUCGUACGAGUGUUUGCUAAUGGCUAUAGAAUGGAUGGCACAUGCUGUACGGUUAGCACACUGUUUGACGAAACAUGUUUAUUUUGCUAUUUCUAGUCUCAGACAGAACAGCUGAUUUCUGUUUGUUUUAGACUCUAAUUGCUGGAAAAUGCACUGUAAAACACGAAUGACUGCUUUACACCCAGUGUCUCACCAAAAUAAAGACAAACAAGUGUCUUUCAGGCCAUCGUGAUAGGCCUGCGGUGGGGCAGUGGAUGUACUAUAAUAUUCAUGGGCUGGUUUUUAAAUAAUAUACAUCAGUUAACACCACUGUCCUGUUAUCAUGUGGAGGUCAACUAAAAGAAAGGCAUGAAUACACAUAGCAUUGAAAAAGUAAACAGUGACAGGUUUGUUACUAGGGGAUUUGGUGAAAGUGAAAUAGUUAUUAAAGUUGAUGGUAUAUAUUGAUAUUAUAUACUGAUUUAGAUGGUGUUAAUUGUCUUAAUUUGCAGGAUACUGUUGUGGUGUUCUCCUGUUGUCGUAUUUAAUGUACAAUGUCACCCAUUGUGACUUUUGCUGUCUUUUUUAUUCUCAAUGCCAGACCAAUCUGUAUUCACUCAAACUGCUCAGGAGCCGCUAUGAACUUUGGUGUUUGAAGUGAAUUCUUUGUGACAAGGAGCAUUUUUCAUAAUGAACAAAUGUAAUAUUGCGUCUAUAACACGGGCAUUGUGAAGAACAUGCCCUUGCAUCUCUAUCAAGUCAUUUACCUGAUUGAGCAUUUGCAUAUUGAAAAGUGAGAGGCAAUGUACACGAAAAAGAUAUUCUGUGAUAAACUGUGUAUACACAAAUCACUUCUCCACAAGCAGAGGUUCAUCACACUGUAAUGUAUGGUUCUUCUCUGUGUUAUGUGCAAAUAUUGUAGGAAUUGUUUUACUUUUAUCGAGGCUGGAUGCCAGGCUGGGAAAAGCAGGCCACUGGUUAACAGGGCCAUAGGUUCACUCUUUGGAAAUUAAUUUACAGUAAUUUUAUAAAAUGCAAAAUUGUUUGGUAAUAUUCACCACCAAUGCACAAUAUAAACUGAAGUGGUACAGCCUGGCUUCUUCAUUUUUACCUGAUUUUGAGGUUUGAUUUACAGCCCUAUGUCAAAAUCUAGUUGUUGUUUUUUUUAUGUUUAAAGGGGCACUCCGGUGAUUCAGUGGUGCACCCACAUAAAGACUCACAAUCAUAUUACACUUCCCAUAAUGCAAUCAAUAGCAUCUUCUGGUGAGACGAUACAGUCUUUGUCAGUGUUUGGUACUGUUGACCUUCUUUGAUGUUGAAGUGGUGGUUACUGUAUUCACUGGCCAAUGAAGUCCUUUAACGUGUAUGUGGUUGUUGUAGUAACCUAUGGUAAAACGCACAUACAAUAACUUAUAAUUAACCAAUAUAUGGGUUAUAACUGAAUGUAAACAUUGUUUGUAAAGAUUCAGACAGAUGUCAUGUGGUAUACAUAUAUACAUGCACUUGUUUCCCAAAUGCUGUCAAUGGAGAAGCUGCAGUUGUUCAGAGACGCCUUUAAUUUUUAUUUAAGUCAUCAGGGCUCUUAUUUCUUAUUUUAACAACAUGCAGAAUACCUGGAGGAGAUUCAGGAUUUUAAUCAUUGAUUGGUGCAGUGGUAAUAUUCAAGAUUUAUCUCUGACUGCCCUCACCCGCAUCAAACAAAAACACUUGACUUUGCUAUUUACAGUGUUUUUCAUAAGCUGUUAAGUUAUUUAUGACUGUAGCAGGCUGCUGGGGCAUGCCAAGUGAAGCAGUAGAAAGACUGCAUAAAAAUCAGGAGUACUGUCAUUUAUGUUGUUGUGGAAGUCUAUUUGCCUGAGGUUUGUCAAAUGUCGUGGUGCAAACUGCGGGUCUACGUGACCAUUUGGAAGCAAAAGUCAGAGAGCUGACCACCGAAACAGUUUCAGAGUGACAAUCAUCAACUUAAGUGGCCCGGCAUGAGACUUCUACCUCGACUGUGGUUCUUGAUUCACAUGUUAGCAACUGCAGAUUCAGACUGCAGAGGAUUUCAUAAGCUGUAUUAAUUUUCCUCUGAAGUAUCAAUGUCGUCACAGCAGUUUUGUGAAUGAUAGAUUUUCUUCUUCUUGUCAUGAGGCCAAAAUGCACUAGGAAUUAUGGAUCCUCUGUGUAAUUUGAUUUGAAAGUUAUGGACACAGUUGAACAAAAUUAACAUGGUGGCCGAAACUGUAGCUUUCAAAUUUUUAUUUCCUAUUUAAGGAGAUUGUCUUGAGAAAACCUUUGACAGUCCUUAAUUUUCAGACUAGAUGAGACUGACACAGCAAAAAUGUCAUAUUGAUGCGUAAUCUUCCCUGUGAGGAAAACAAAACACAUGCACAUUUAAAUAUCGAACACUCCUGAAUUACAGAGAGGGAGGUGUAUGUGGUGUGAUGCCUUUGUUUAUUGCAUCAUUUUUAUUUCAACUCUCAUGAAGCCAAAACAUUUGACAACAAAGAGUAUUUGUAUAUUUAUGGAGGAGGCGUGACUUGAAUGAAUAAACAUGGAGCUAGGACCAGCAACCAGUUAGCUUAGCUGAGCAUAAACACUGGAAAUAGGGAGAAAAUAUACCUACCAGCAUCUCUAAAGCUCACCGAUUAACAAUUUGUAUAAUGUUUGUGUAAUUCACAGACCUGCUGUGACCAUGAGGUUGUCAGACAACAAGUGGAGAAGAUGCUAAGUAAUCAGCUAGUUACGGCACGUGCACUAACCCCCAUGUAAAAACACAGUAUUUUAAACAAGAUAUAGCAUGUUAAUUAGUGACAUAAAGUUGUUGGUAGGUGGAUUUUUUAAACUGUGGGCAGAGAGAGUUUCCUCCGAUUCCCCCUGGUCUUUAUGGGAGAUUUUCUUUUCUUAGUAAACUCAUUUGAAUCUCCACAUUCAACCGUAACACGAAUACAUCUAUAAAUAUAAGAUAAAAACAGCUGAUAAAGCAGGCAGGUAGCCCAUGUACUGCAUAUAGUUAAAUGUGUACAUGUAAAUUUUUUAUGGAAACUACUUUUAUUCUAAAAUAAAUAUGUUCUCCAUUGUG